AUGGCUAAGAAAAAGAAAGUUAAGGAUUUCCCUAAAGUGAAAAUAAAGCUUGGAAAAAAGUUGAAAAAAACAGCAGCUACCGAUACGCGAAUAGAAACGAAAAAAGUUGUGAUUGUGGAACAACUAAGAGUAAAUGAUGGCUGCGUAUCAUCAUAUCGUGGUUUAUCACUAGAAGAAUUAUGCCGUCAGCUUGGUCAUUAUAAUAUUAACGUGAGACGCGAUUCAGUUAUUGGCUUACGGCAGUUGCUUUCACUGCAUCCUGAAUUUGUACCAAAAUAUUUACACAUCCUUAUACCAACUGUAGGACGUUUGAUUGCAUGUGAUAAAAGCGACUCAUCAUUUCACUCUCAACUGCGUGCUCUUGUUGAACUGUUAUGUAAAACAGAUGCUUCAGCUAUAUCAUCUCAUUUUACCUUGUUAAUGAUGCAUACUCUCCGUGCUUUGACACAUCUCAGGAAAAGCGUACGGUUUUAUGCACUUACGAUUUUAACACUAUUAAUGCGCACGUAUCCUAACCUAUCUCAAAACAACAUCGACUUAUUCGAUUCAUUUGUGGAACUCCUGAAUAGCAAAAGUAUUCUAACCAACAAAAAGCUCUUGCUUGAUGCUAUUGCUACUUUUUUACGGGUUUUUCGGGUUGAAGAACCUGCUAUAGUUGGGCCCCUCCGAGUGGCAUAUUUUAGUGUCCGUAAUGGACAAAGUACUCAAAUUGAUCUAACCCCAAUCAGUGAAUCAAGGAUUGAUUUCUGUGUGCUUGGUUCGCAACCACAACAGUUCAAAUCACCACUCCAUUCACCCGAAAAAUUCCUCUUAUUGUUAUCUGGAAUUUUUUCAUUUUUUAUUAUAUGUGCAUCUGAAGAAUCAUCUCCAUACGAAAAAGAAUGGAUUGAAAUAUUUACAUCUCUCGAUAAAUUUGAAUUUCGGUUAAACAGAAAUACCGACACUUUGUUGCAGUCGUUGUCGCAAAUCCGAAUGACAUUCACAGCUGCUCAAAUGGAUGAAUUCAGAAAGGUAUCAUCAGGUGUGGCUUUAAUGCUGAAAAAAGGUUGCCUCUGUCAGCGAAUACACAAACUACUGCAAUCAAUAACUCAGUCAGGAAAAUAAUA
This is a messenger RNA of Thelazia callipaeda (thelaziosis nematode), 1106 nucleotides long. Lineage: Eukaryota; Metazoa; Nematoda; Chromadorea; Rhabditida; Thelaziidae. The record is from the annotation of a GenBank genome assembly.